UCGACAUUCAUAGAAAUAUUUCUGACUUUGUGAAAAUAUCAUCAUGUAGCAGCUGUUGACAAAUUUUGAGGAAAAAGCAACACCAAUUGUUUACCUUUUUUUUAGUGUAGAGAUAAAUUGAUCAACAAUAUGACGGAGAAAAUACUCCCAGUUGAUAGUAACGUCCAUGAACUGAAAUUGGGGUCAAGUUUCGACCCAAGGUCCCGAGUUGCGUUUCACUCCUUUCGUUAUGAUUUCAUGCCGGCCUCGGUGGAUACCACACAGCAAGGGAUCGUAGAUGUUGGUGAAGGGAACCAGGUUACUGUCAGCUUACCACACGUAGAGGGCUCUGGCACAUCCCAUACAAUGUACAAAGGCAACAAACGCCCCAUCCCCAAAGAAUGUGUCCUCAUCAUUGACCAUCAGACUGGAACCUUCACCCUAGAGAGACUGGCCAACACUGUCAACUUGAAGAAAACAAGAAUGGAAGGCAGUAGCAAGAUCACACAAAACAGCCGACCUCUGACCCCUGUGGAUAUCAACAAGAGAUCACCAGUCAAACAGAAGGCCUUGACCUCCACCACUCUCAAUGUCAGCCCGCCCACUCCUCAGGUGGAAUCUCCCACUGUGACUCCGGUCCAUGACGAGCCAAAGGCCGAGGAAGCACAAAAAGAGCAAAGUUGGAUCGGUUUUAUAAGCGACUCAUCAUCUAGUGACUCAGAUAACUCAGAAAGUGACUCAGAAGAUGAGUCUAAGUCAAGUACUGCAGGAAAAUCGAACCAGAGUCUUUUUGGAUCUCAGAAUCAGCUGCUGUUUCCCUCUGUUCAGUCCUCAUCCAAUAUUCUGGGUAACGACCUUGCUUUGAGUGACUCUGACUCUGAUUAAGUGUGUCAGCUUGGUUUGAAAUAUUAUUCUUACUUUAUUUUGCGGGACACCAGGGCUUUGUUUUAUAUUUUAAAAAAACCCAGAGUGGUACAUUUUUUCAGUCUCUUUUAAUGAGUGUAAGUGAAUAUUUUUUUACAUUUGUAAUAUAAAUUAUAAUCAUAUCAAACAAUUUCAAUUCUAGUUAGUUAAUUGUUAUAUAAUUCCUUGAUUAUGUUUUACAUUUGUAACAUUUCGUGGCUUUUGAAUAAGAAGCAUUUGUAAAUUUGGUCAUAAGUUCUUUUGUAAAACCAAGUCCUGGCAUAAGGGCCAUAAAACUUAGACGGGCUUACUUUUGAUUUCAGUCUCACUUUUAGUCAAGAAAUAUAUGGUGGAAAAGUGAGACCGAGAUCAAAAGUGAGCUUGUCUAAGUUUUAUGGCAUCAGGGCCAGGUCCUGGCAUAAGGGCCAUAAAACUUAGCUGGGCUCACUUUUGAUCUAAUUCUCACGUUUACUUAAGAAAUACAUGGUGGAAAAGUGAGACUGAGAUCAAAAGUGAGCUCAUUUUUAAAUUAGUUUUAUGGUCCCGGGGCCAGGCUCUAAGACCAUUAAGCUUAUAUGAGCUCACUUCUGAUUAAAGUCUUGUCUUUAUAUACAGAAAGGAUAAUUUUAAUUUUGGGGGGAAAAGUGAGAAUGGGAUUAAAAGUUGGUUUAGCUCAGUUUUUUUGCCCCUGGGGCAUUGACUGCUUUUAGCUCAAAAAAGUUAAAAGAAUUUUAUAGUGGACAUUUUUUGAUUUGUGUUGCUGUGCAACAUACAAUGUAUUUGAUUAUGUGUGUAAAUAAUUACAACAAGGUCUCUUUGUGGUUCAUGUUUAAAACAAAUAAAAUGUGUAAUUAAUGAAUUAGUGGACUGUUAUGU
This is a messenger RNA of Magallana angulata, 1758 nucleotides long. RefSeq names its product ELL-associated factor 1-like. The record is from RefSeq and is a predicted model, not a curated record. Gene Ontology annotation, biological process: regulation of transcription elongation by RNA polymerase II; positive regulation of DNA-templated transcription. Gene Ontology annotation, cellular component: super elongation complex. The transcript is spliced from 7 exons. Lineage: Eukaryota; Metazoa; Mollusca; Bivalvia; Ostreida; Ostreidae. The coding region runs from base 130 to 864 and encodes 244 amino acids. Gene Ontology annotation, molecular function: transcription elongation factor activity.